AUGAUGCUCAGGGUAGCAACCAAACAGCCCGUCAUCCGGAAAGUUUCAAUGGAGAGGACUGGUAUCCCUAAUAAUAAAGGGAGUAAUGUUUUCGUCGUUGGUUUUGGUACGUCGCAGCCGGCGGCGGCGCAGGAACUGAAGGCGCUGGCGUUGGGCCUCGACGUAAGCCGCAUCACCUCCGGUGACGUCCUCGCCGACGCGUUCCACGACCUCCGGCAAGCCCUCUCCCUCCCGGUGCUCCCCGCCCACGCCGUCGAGGGCUUAGCACUCUUCUUUGACGACCGCCUAUCGCGGAUCCACGCGCGGGACUGGUUCUCCGACGUGCUCCCCCGCCUCGCCCGUCUCCUCUUCCCCCUCCCCGCUCUGCUCAAGGACCCAUACACCAGCGCCAGAGGUGGUGGAGACCGGGCGCUCGGGCUCCGCCUCCUGGGACCGCAGGACAUGGGACUCGUGCUCCUUGGGCAAGAGCUCGCUGCCACGCUGCUCGCCUGCACGCUUUUCAAUCUGGUUUCCCACGGCCGGUCAGAGCCAGGCGCCUCCGGUGGCGCCCACGAGCCCAUUACUAUGCUGAAUCGGGCCGGCGAGGCCCCCAAUCGCGCCCCCGAUGUCGCUGCCAUCGGCUCCCUCCGCCAUCGAUUUUGGCCGGUGCGGCCGUCUACGAGCUCCGGUGUGGCGCCCACAGCUCCGCUUUCGACCACCUGGUGGCCAUCGCGUGUGGCGGGCACAGAAGGUGACGGGCGUGGGGAGAAGAAGGCAUGAGACCACAGAAGGAGGAAGAAGAAGGCGAUUUGUGCUGGCAGGUUUUAUUGUUUGGCUAUAGCUCUUGCGCUUGUUUUAAUCUUCUCGGUUGUUCACCAUACUGCAUAUAUUCUGGUAGGUUCGCGGUACAUCAUACCAAGGCUUGAGUUGUUCAAAUAAAUUGAUGUAGACCGAUCUAAUGAAGUAUGAAGUGCUAUAUUUGGUGUA
Brachypodium distachyon (stiff brome) is the source of this 966-nucleotide messenger RNA. RefSeq names its product probable poly(ADP-ribose) glycohydrolase 2. The coding region runs from base 1 to 759 and encodes 252 amino acids. The transcript is spliced from 2 exons. Gene Ontology annotation, biological process: carbohydrate metabolic process; nucleotide-sugar metabolic process; ATP generation from poly-ADP-D-ribose. Gene Ontology annotation, molecular function: poly(ADP-ribose) glycohydrolase activity. Gene Ontology annotation, cellular component: nucleus; cytoplasm. NCBI's taxonomy places the organism in Eukaryota, Viridiplantae, Streptophyta, Magnoliopsida, Poales, Poaceae. The record is from RefSeq and is a predicted model, not a curated record.